This is a messenger RNA of Lodderomyces orthopsilosis Co 90-125, 375 nucleotides long. RefSeq names its product ribosomal P1 beta domain-containing protein (gene RPP1B). The transcript has a single exon. Gene Ontology annotation, biological process: cytoplasmic translation; translational elongation. Gene Ontology annotation, cellular component: ribosome; cytosolic large ribosomal subunit. Gene Ontology annotation, molecular function: ribonucleoprotein complex binding; protein kinase activator activity; structural constituent of ribosome. The coding region runs from base 1 to 375 and encodes 124 amino acids. The record is from RefSeq and is a predicted model, not a curated record. Lineage: Eukaryota; Fungi; Ascomycota; Pichiomycetes; Serinales; Debaryomycetaceae.
AUGAAUAAACCCUACACCAAACAACCACAAGGAACAUAUACAAUGUCAUCAGAAUCAUCAAUCUCAUACGCUGCAUUGAUCUUAGCUGACGCUGAGCAAGAAAUCACCUCUGACAAAUUAUUGGCCAUCACUAAAGCCGCCGGUGCUCAAGUUGAUUCUAUCUGGGCUGAUGUUUUCGCUCAAGCUUUGGAAGGUAAAGAUUUGAAAGAAUUGUUAUUCUCUUUCGCUGCUGCUGCUCCAGCCGGUGGUGCUGCUGCCGGUGGUGCUGGUGCUGCUGCCGGUGGUGAUGCUGGCGCUGCUCCAGCUGAAGAGGCUAAAGAAGAAGAAGCUGCCGAAGAAUCUGACGAUGACAUGGGAUUCGGUUUAUUCGAUUAA